This is a messenger RNA of Porites lobata, 2962 nucleotides long. NCBI's taxonomy places the organism in Eukaryota, Metazoa, Cnidaria, Anthozoa, Scleractinia, Poritidae. The record is from the annotation of a GenBank genome assembly.
AUGUUUCAUUUUAAGUUUUCCUCUUCUCCGGAUCCGCUAUUGAACUGCUGUAUCUGGUAAGCCUAAAUAGUUAACGUAAGCGGCUGAAGCACUACUUCUCUUGUUAACUUAUCUUGUCGAUUUAGUCUGGUGUGCUGCAGCACUAAGCAGCACGAAUGCUAGAAUUUUUGGGAUAUUUAGCCUUCCCGUCUUGGCUUUUUGGCUAAACUGCUGAAUAACCUGCCACUCUAAAGCAACCCCUAAAGAUAGGUGAAUACGCAGCUACUUUACCUGCUGGCAGAGGCCUCUUUUCCCUUGUAACCGGCGGGUGAGAAUAGCACUGAGGAAAAGAGGCUUGUACUAGCAGGGAAGCGGAUACUCAUUCACUACGUAUCUGCGUAUACACUUGCUAAGUUUCUUUUAAAUAUGCGCGUAUCCACGUUGAAAUACACUUAAGACAGCGGAUAAAGCGUACAGUAUGUCUAUUUGUCGUUCUAAAAGCCACCGAAGGUAGAAACGCGGAUGAACGGGAAUAACUGGUAUCCACGUAUCCAGCUCUUACGGGGAUACAGCUUCGGAUUGGCAGCCGUAUUCUGUAGUGAGUUUUGUCUUGCCUGCGGAAGAAGCAUUUCUUUUCGCGUUUUCCGGGCGAGCGAAGGCAAGCGAACGCGGCGACCUGAAAUAAGUCUGUGUCCGCAAGCUAUUUUUGAGCGUGAUACACGGGCGAUUGUGGAAGGCGCGAGAAAUAAACGCCCCCUUCGCGAGCAUCUCGCGCUCGCCUUCGGUCGCCUGAAAAACCUCGAAAAAAUAACGCCUGUUCAAAUUUUACGCUUAACACGGGAUCAAAACAGCCUUCCUCCUCGUCCACUUUAAAAGGCUGGGGAGCGCGGAGUUAAAUAGUAAUGUGACUUUGGUGACUAGAUCUGACUAUUUUUGUUGUUUCCUUCAAUUUUAAAAGCCUUUCAACCAUGGUUAAGCCAGUUACCUUAGCAUGUGGACACUCCGGAUGUCAGAGCUGUUUAGCAACGGCGUUUGCCAUGUCAUCUUCACCAAAAUGCCCUCUCUGCAAAAAGGUUUUCCCAAGUGGCGCCGCACUAAACGUCAACAUCGUCCUUGAUGACAUAACUUCGAGACUGGAGAUAAAGUGCACCAACAGUGGCUGUGAGUGGGUGGGGAAGCUUGUGAACCACUCACACCACUCUAACACUUGUGCAAAACUGCUUGUCGACUGUCAAAACAGAGGGUGCAUGGAGAAGAAGCCGAGGGAGGACAUGGGGCGGCACAUUUCCCAAUGCGAGAAGCAGGAGCUUCCUUGCCGCGACUGCGGGAAGCGCGUAACAAGGGAUUCUAUGCGCGAGCACAGUGAGUCUUUGUGCUCGCACAAAAGAAUCCCCUGUCCGCUUAGCUGCGGAACAAAUCUGCCACGGUAAGGCUUUUAUACAUAGCUUUGUAUAUAUUUCACAAAUAUUAUUCCUCGAGCUCGGAUGGGCUCUGAGGCAAUAGCUAUAGCAAUAGCCAUGAGAGCUCGAGGAAUAAUUAUUUUUGGUAAAAUCCAGCUAGUUGGUGAAAAGUCCCAACAUGGAAGGUGUUAGCCGACGUAACUUUACAUUUUUAACUUCUAUGUUUUCAUAGAUGUCACCUGACGCUUCAUUUGAGCGAAUGUUCCGAAAAGGCAGUGCAGUGUACAGUCACAGGCUGCAAGGCCAUCACAAAGAGAAAAGACACCGAAGAACACAUCGUUUCCGCCGCAGCCACACAUUCCGUGCUUCAGGCGGGAGAAGUGCAAAAACUACGGGGUGUGAUGCACUUUAAGGUUCGGUACAAAUCUAGCUUAUAAUUAUACAAAUACAAACAUUAAAGACUGCAAAGAAGCACGUAUAUAAACAAGAAUUACUGUAACACCAACAAUAUUUUAUUCAUGUGUUGAUUGUUAAAAAAGAAGAAAUAGUGAUUGCGCCUUUAUAUAUUUUGUACAAUCUUAAACUAGGAAGUAUUUAAAAAACUUCAAAAGACAAUCCUCGAACCAAAUAGUUCGCUGCAUAGGUUGCCAUUAUUUCUGCAAUAAAUUGAAUAUUAUCUUUCCCUUUUCUGCAGAGACCCAAACCAGCGUGGUUUCUGGAGGAGGAGAAUGUGUUCUCCUUCUGCUGGAAAACAAGUGGUUUAGAUACCCUAACUGAAUCCGGAGCGAGCACUGAAUAUCGCUGCCCUAACGGAAACAGGUGGAGAGGAAUUCUGUCUGUCGAAGGAGGCCAACUCCACCUGCUGUCCCUACAGCUGGUGUCUUCUGUGACACCGGUAAUAGUUGGAGCAAGGUAAGUGGGACUGUAGAUAAACGAUUGAUAACAAUACCUAGUUCUCGCCAUUUAGCCCAUCCACGGAGCCUCUUCACGGUUUCUAUACCCCAUAGAUAAAUUGCCAAGAAUCCAUAAACUAACAAUAUUAAAACAAAGAACUGAGGUAAAAUAUCAUUGACUCGACUAAAGUUAUACUUAGAAAUGGUCAUAUUCACACUAGGGACGGAUUAUUAUCCGUCUGAGACGGGUUAUCCGAUGAAUAAUUCGCGUCAGACAGAUAAUACGUUGAAAAUGGAACGGUAUUAAUUUUGGAUGGAGAAAAUCCGCCCGACUUUCUCCAUCUUUUUUUCCCGUGAAUUUUGAUAGAGUUUGAAGAUAGAUAACCCGUGUCUGUUGAUUUAACAAUUACGAAUUUGUCGAUACCUUUAUAUUCUUACACCAACAUUUCCACCCCUUUUUUCAGUUGUAAUUUUUACAUUUUCGUCCAUUAACUACAAUUACGUUCUGCCUUUAGGAUUGUAUUGAUGCCAGGAACAGCUUCGGAGAAGAUUUUCUCCUUCGAUGCCAGAGAAAUCAAAGAGGGGGAGCUGGCUGGAAAAAUUCCAGCAGUAGAUUUUCGUUGCAUUGUGACAGACGGGACAAUGUCUGUAAAAUAUGUUAUGUCAUAUUACAUAUUGAAAGAAGUUUAA